This is a messenger RNA of Oryzias latipes (Japanese medaka), 7895 nucleotides long. It is a transcript of the gene elnb, whose product is annotated as elastin b. NCBI's taxonomy places the organism in Eukaryota, Metazoa, Chordata, Actinopteri, Beloniformes, Adrianichthyidae. The record is from RefSeq and is a predicted model, not a curated record.
UUGGUGGGAAUAAAACCUGGAGCCUUGGAGCUGGGAAGGACAUUCUGGAGCGAGAUGGCAGGGGGGUCAGUGGCUGUUUACCUGUGUGGAGCACUUCUGCUGACUCUGUGGAAGCCCUCGCUGCAAGGAGGUGUAUUCAUACCAGCUGCUGGAGGAGCUGGACCUGGGUUUGGACCCGGUGGAACUGGGACUGGAUUUGGUCCUGGAGGAGCUGGAGCAGGUUUUCAGCCUGGAGGAGGAACUGGACCUGCAGGGACUGGUGCUGGGCUAGGAGGUUUUGGACCAGGAGGAUAUGAUGGACAAGGAAUAGGUCGUUUUGGCCCAGGAGGGGUUGGACCAGGUGGAGUUGGACCAGGAGGAAUUAGACCAGGUGGAGUCGGACCAGGCGGAGUUGGUCCAGGAGGAAUUGGACCGGGAGGGGUUGGUCCAGGAGGAGUUGGUCCAGGAGGAGUUGGACCAGGAGGAGUUGGUCCAGGAGGAGUUGGACCAGGUGGAGUUGGACCAGGAGGAGUUGGUCCAGGAGGAGUUGGACCAGGUGGAGUUGGACCAGGAGGAGUUGGUCCACAUGGAAUUGGACCAGGAGGAGUUGGUCCAGGUGGAGUUGGACCAGGAGGAAUUGGACCAGGAGGAGCUGGUCCAGGAGGAGUUGGACCGGGACGAGUUGGUCCAGGUGGAGUUGGACCAGGAGGAGUUGGUCCAGGAGGAGUUGGACCAGGUGGAGUUGGACCAGGAGGAGUUGGACCACAUGGAAUUGGACCAGGAGGAGUUGGUCCAGGUGGAGUUGGACCAGGAAGAAUUGGACCAGAAGGAGCUGGUCCAGGAGGAGUUGGACCGGGACGAGUUGGUCCAGGAGGAGUUGGUCCAGGUGGAGUUGGACCGGGAGGAGUUGCUCCAGGAGGAGUUGCUCCAGGAGGAGUUGCUCCAGGAGGUGGCUCUGGUACAUUCAGGCCAGGCUUAUUUGGUCCAGGCAGUACAGGGCUUGGAGUUGUUGGGACUGGUGGGAAAUCUCCAAAAACAGGUGGCUACGGAAGAUAUGGAGAUGGUUUUGGACCAAAACCACCUAAAACAGGUGGAGUUGGAACAACAGCUGGAGGGGCUGGUUUAAGGCCAGGAGGAACUGGAUUUGGUCCUGGGGGUGCAGGAAUUGGGCCAGGAGGAACUGGAUUUGGUCCUGGGGGUGCAGGAGUUGGGCCAGGAGGAACUGGAUUUGGUCCUGGCGGUGCAGGAGUUGGGCCAGGAGGAACUGGAUUUGGUCCUGGUGGUACAGGGGUUGGGCCAGGUGGAGCUGGAUUUCGUCCUGGGGUUACAGGGGUUGGUCCAGGUGGAACUGGAUUUGGUCCUGGUGGUGCAGGGGUCAGGCUAGGAGGAACUGGAUUUGGUCCUGGUGGAGCGGGGAUUGGAUCAGGAAAAACUAGAUUUGGUCCUGGUGGUGCAGGAGUUGGGCCAGGAGGAACUGGAUUUGGUCCUGGUGGAGCGGGAGUUGGGCCAGGUGGAGCUGGAUUUGGUCCGGGUGGUGCGGGAGUUGGGCCAGGAGGAACCGGAUUUGGUCCGGGGGGUGCAGGGGUUGGCCCAGGAAGUACUGGAUUUGGUCCUGGGGGUGCAGGGGUUGGCCCAGGAAGUACUGGAUAUGGUCCUGGUGGUGCAGGGGUUGGGCCAGGAGGAACUGGAUUUGGUCCUGGGGGUGCGGGAGUUGGGCCAGGAGGAGCUGGAUUUGGUCCUGGGGGUGCAGGGGUUCAUCCAGGAGGAACUGGGUUUGGUCCUGGGGGUGCAGGCGUCAGGCCAGGGGUUGGUCCUGGUGGAACUGGUGCCCUGGAUGGAGUUGUGCCACAGACUGGUAGCACUGGUGUGGUGGGACCUGGAGGAAAGAGUGGAAGUAAAGCUUCAAAACAACUUCCAGGGAUUGGGGUGCCUGGACUUUAUCAAGGUGGAUUUGCUCCAAGUCAAGGUUUUGGAGCCCGUGGAAUUCUUCCUGGAGUUGCCACAGGAUCUGGAUUUGGACCUCAGACUGGAUCAGGAGCACUUGGUCAAAGUGGGCUAGGACCAGGAGGAGCAGGCAAUGGGCGUGGACAGCAGUUACCUGGGGUUUUUCGUGGUUUCCCUCUGGUAACGCCAAAGUCAGGGGCAAGCAAAUCCAAAAAACUUGCAAAAGCUGCAGCUAAAUAUGGUGGAACUGGAGCUGGAGGAGGCACGCUUGGUCAAAGUGGAACCAGCAGGCUUCCUGGAGGGGGGGUAGGAGUCACGCCUGGAGUAGGAGGCGGUCUUGGAGCUGGACCUGGAUUUGGUCCAGGUGCUGGAACUGGAACUGGAUUUGGUCCAGGUGCUGGGACUGGAACUGAAUUUGGUCCAGGUGCUGGAACUGGAACUGGGUUUGGUCCAGGUGUUGGAACUGGGAGUGGACCAGGAUUUGGUCCAGGUGUUGGAACUGGGACCGGACCAGGAGUUGGUCCAGGUGUUGGAACUGGGACCGGACCAGGAGUUGGUCCAGGUGUUGGAACUGGGACCGGACCAGGAUUUGGUCCAGGUGUUGGAACUGGAACUGGAUUUGGUCCAGGUGUUGGAACUGGGACCGGACAAGGAUUUGGUCCAGGUGUUGGAACUGGAACUGGAUUUGGUCCAGGUAUUACAACUGGAACAGGAACUGGAUUUGGCCCAGGAACUGGACCUGGACUUGGUACAGGAUCUGUACCUGGAUUUGGCCCAGGUGUUGGAACUGGAGGGUACGAUGCCAAUGCAAAAGCCCGUAAAUAUGGCAUGUUAAGUGGAGCACUUGGUGGUCCACAAUCAGGAACUGGAGGGGUCAUACCAAGAGGCGCCGGCACUGGUUAUGGGCCUGGAGGAGUCGGACCAGGAGGCGCCAGCACUGGUUAUGGGCCUGGAGGAGUUGGAUCAGGAGGCGCCGGCACUGGUUAUGGGCCUGGAGGAGUCGGACCAGGAGGCGCCGGCACUGGUUAUGGGCCUGGAGGAGUCGGACCAGGAGGCGCCGGCACUAAUUAUGGGCCUGGAGGAGUCGGACCAGGAGGCGCCGGCACUGGUUAUGGGCCCGGAGGAGUCGGACCAGGAGGCGCCGGCACUGGUUAUGGGUCCGGAGGAGUCGGACCAGGAGGAGCCGGGACUGGUUAUGGGCCUGGUGGAGCUGGACCAGGAGGCGCCGGCACUGGUUAUGGGCCUGGGGGAGUCGGACCAGGAGGCGCCGGCACUGGUUAUGGGCCUGGGGGAGUCGGACCAGGAGGCGCCGGCACUGGUUAUGGGCCCGGAGGAGUCGGACCAGGAGGCGUCGGCACUGGUUAUGGGCCUGGAGGAGUCGGACCAGGAGGAGCCGGGACUGGUUAUGGGCCCGGAGGAGUCGGACCAGGAGGAGCCGGGACUGGUUAUGGGCCUGGUGGAGCUGGACCAGGUGGCGCCGGCACUGGUUAUGGGCCUGGAGGAGUCGGACCAGGAGGCGUCGGCACUGGUUAUGGGCCUGGAGGAGUCGGACCAGGAGGCACUGGCACUGGUUAUGGGCCUGGUGGAGCUGGACCAGGAGGUGCCGGCACUGGUUAUGGGCCUGGAGGAGUCCGACCAGGAGGCACUGGGACUGGUUAUUGGCCAGGAGGAGUUGGUGUCGGUUCCAGCUAUGGACCUGGGGGGUAUCUAGAUGCCAAAGCCCGCAAAUAUGCAUAUCCAGGGGGGGCCAAUUCUCUGAAAUACGGAGUUCCUGGCAGUGGUGGAGCACCAGGAUUUGGACCAGGAGGAAGGAUUGACGGCCCAGCUGCUGGUGGAUAUGGUCCUGGGACUGGAGGAGUACUCGGAACUGGAAGAGGUUAUGGAGCCGGUGGAUAUGGACCUGGAGUUGGAUCAGUGGCAGGAACAGGAUAUGGUCCAGGGAGAGGUUAUGGUACAGGACCAGGAACUGGAUAUGGAACAGGCUAUGGACCUGGAUCCAAGGCUGCUAAAUAUGGUCAAGUUGGACCAGGGGCUGGUGGGUCACCUACAGGUGGUACAGGACAGGGACAACCAGGUGGGGUUCUACCCGGAACAAGUCCUGGAAGUGGUGCAGUGAAUGGCUCCAGCACUGCAGGAACUGCUAGACCCAGUGGAGGAGGGUUUGUUGGUGGUACCCCAGUGCCAGAAGGUGAUGCAGUGAAUGCCAGUGCAAUCGAAGGGUCAGGAAUUCCUGGGACAGAAGGAGGUACUGGUGUAUCUGGAAAACCAGCGGCAGGUGUUGGAGAUGGGUUGAAUGGCACAGGGAUUCCCAUCAUAGGAGCUAGACCAGGACUCAAUGGGACGAUUGCAGGAGAUUUCACAGGAGAUACCCCUGGUGGAACAAGGCUUCCCCCUAGAGUUUCUGGAGAUGGUCUUUCAGGCGGAACGCUGCCUGGAGUCAAACCUCUCAAACCUCCAGGAAUCCCCAGAGGUGACACACCAGGUCAAGAAGAGGGAGAAGAAGUUCCUCAAGGAGAAAGAGGUGGUGCAGUUGGACAAGGAGGAGUUGGAGGGACUCCGACCACUGGAAGGGUAGAAGGAGGUGUUUCAGGUGGCACAACGGGAGUGAGAGGAGGAGGCAGUCCUGCCACUGGAACUGUAGUUGGAUCAGGAGGUCCACUGGCUGUAGGAGGAACUCCAACACCAAAAGCACCAGGUAUAGGUGUUAGAACUGGCGUCAGCGGUGUGGAUGGAGUUGGUAGUGGACUUGGGUCUGCUGGAGGAGGCCCUGGUAGAGGGAGCUUGGUACCUGGUGCUGGUGGAUCUACUGGAGUAGGAGCAGGAGGUCCAAAACCUGGCAAAAGCUAUGGUGCGGGUGAAGCUGGAGUUUUACCAGGUGGAGGCAUACGCUACCCGGCUGGAGCUGGAACAGGAUUAGGAGCAGGAAAAGUAUACAGGAAAACAGGAGCAGGAAGCCAGGGAGGAGUUGGUCCAGGUGGUUAUGGCAUUGGACUUGGAAGCUACGGUGUGGGACCAGGAGGUUACGGGAUUGGCCCAGGUGGCUAUGGUGCUGGGCCUGGUGGGUAUGGAACUGGACCUGGAGGCUCUGGAAGCAGAGGGAUUGGCGGGGGUCUUGGAGCUGCUGGGACUGUAGGAGUAGGACCUGGUUCAGGAGUUGCGCAAGCAGGUCCAGGGAGAGUUGGUGGUGGACCAGGAGGAUAUGGGACUGGUUUCGCACAUGAUGGUUCCAGGUAUGGCGCAGGCCCAGGGACUGGAAAACCACAGAAAAAUUAUGGAGGAAGAGCUGGUGGUUCUGGUGUUGGACCUGGUGGCUAUGGAACUGGUACUGGUCCAGGAGGGUUUGGCCCAGGUGGUUUUCUUCCCAACAUCCCUGGCACUGGUUAUGGAACUGGGAACUUAGGACCAGGUGGGAUUGGUUCCAGUGCUGGGGGAACAGGACCAGGAAUUAGACCCGGGAGCUUUGGACCAGGUGGUGUUGGCACAGGACUAAGUACUUAUGGACCUGGUGGAACAGGACCCAUUGCUGGUGUGUAUACACCAGGAAGUAAACAACAGGGAAAAAGGAAACCACCAAAAUCAGGGGGAACGGCAACUGGAGGGUACGGACCAGGAGGUGCCAGAACUGGGGGCUAUGGACCAGGUGGUGCCGGAACUGGAGGGUACGGACCAGGAGGCGCUGGAACAGGAACUGGAGGGUACAGACCAGGAGGCGCUGGAACUGGGGGCUAUGGACCAGGUGGUGCUGGAACUGGAGGGUACGGACCAGGAGGCGCUGGAACAGGAACUGGAGGGUUUGGACUGGGUGGUAUAGAAACUGGAGGCUAUGGACCAGGAGGUGCUGGAACAGGAACUGGAGGCUAUGGCCCAGGAGGUGCUGGAACAGGAACUGGAGGGUUUGGACCAGGUGGUAUUGGAACUGGAGGCUACGGCCCGGGAGGUGCUGGAACAGGAACUGGAGGCUACAGACCAGGAGGUGCUGGAACUGGAGGGUAUGGACCAGGUGGUGCUGGAACAGGAACUGGAGGGUUUGGACCAGGUGGUGCUGGAACAGGAACUGGAGGGUUUGGACCAGGUAGCCAAGCAUUAGGAAAAACGAAACCAUCAAAAUCUGGUUAUGGAGGAGGUGUUUAUGGUGCAGGAGGCUUGGGAGGGGGCCCAGGUCUUGGAGGAGCUGGAGCUCAGUCAGGUGGUUAUGGUCAUGGAGGAUAUGGCCCUGGUGGAACGGGACCUGGCUCUUCUGGUUAUGGGACAGGAGGUGCUGGACCUGGUGGCCUUGGACCAGGGUCUGUUGGACCAGGUGGGACAGGAGGAUAUGGAGCUGGUGGUCAAACAAGAAAGCCUUCAAAGUCUGGCUACGGUUCAUCUUUGGGUGGCACUGGAUUUGGGCCAGGUGGAGGAGUAGGAGUUUUCCCUGGCACAGCAACAGGAGGUGUAGCUGGAGGAGGCCCAGGAAGUGUAGUGGGAGGAACAGGAGGGGCAGGAGGUCCUGGAAGAACAAGCCAAGGAAUAACAGGGGCAGCAGGUGGCCUCCCAGGGGGAGCUGGCACUGGGGGAGUGGGUGGUGGAACUUAUCCAGGAUAUGCAGGGACUGGACAAAAAUCCAAACAACAGAAGGCAGCCAAAUACGCAGCCAUGCAGGCCUUACUCAGAGGUGGGGGCUACAGAGGUGUUGGCCACAGGAGGAAGUGAGAAGCCAACUGACAGGAAGUGACCUCAUUGAAACAACAGUGGUGCUAUAGCUUUACCACAGAAUGUCCCACCUGCCUCAGAAACUGAGGCCUCAACUCAUUUACACUUGUUAGCCAAACACAUGGAAGGCUCUUUUUUUUAAAGUGGAGGUUCUUAACCAGCAGGGUUUGUGAGGCCAUUUUUUUUCCCAACUAAAAUCCUUUAAAUAUCUUGAGAAAAGUAAGAUUACGUAACAAAUCCCCAAAUCUUGUAUUUUAAACACAUCUGUGGAUGCAGACCGCAGGCUGAAAACAGCGGACGAAUCAUGUCAGCUCUUCUUAGCAUAUUAUAACAGGUUGCUGCUGCUGCACUGAAUAUUAUUUGUGCUGCUUGGAAAAUUCUUUUGGGUAAAGCUCGUUGCCAAGGACUCCUUCAGGGAAGCUCCUUCAGACCUGUCUGCAUGCUGAUCAAAACUUUUCUAGACAGUAAGACUUAUUCUCUUUUUGUUUUGUAGAUUCAAUGUUAUCUAAGCAGUCAAUUCACUGUCUUUCGCCUUCAAAAUAAAAUGUUAGGAUAGCUUACAAGCAAAACAGAAAAAGAAAGUGCUUUUACUUUUGGGAACGAUAAGGAAAAGAAACUUAAAUUUCACAUCGUGUUUUGGUUGCUUUAUAUCUAAUCCACUAACAACAGUAUUGCUUGAAUUUUAUGUGGACUUCAUAGUUUGCCGAUGUAAACAAUUAAAUGCAUCUAUCUAUAGGGACCAUUUUACACUUGAAGAACAUAAUUGCAGUGUAAAAUGUUGAAACACAUCUACAGUUUUCUGAUACACGCGUGGAUUUCUGUUGCGUUUGCUUUUGAGACACGAGGUAACAUGAGGGGAAUAAGUCAUUCAAACAACUUAGAUGUACUGAUUAAUAUGUUUUUUAUAGUUAUUGUGUACUCCAUGAACACUGUUCAAAACUGCUCAGCUUUAGGAUUAAUAAAUUGUGCAUCAGAUUUUUCUAAAGACGCUCAUGUUACCCAAUUCUGUGUGUUGCUUCUUGAGUUAGUUUUCAUGUGAAUGUGUGUGUCUUUACAUGUGAAACACGGUAAAUUGAAAAACUCAAAUGUAGAAUUUUGUUUUAUCACCAGUCCUUGAAUCAAUGUUGACACACGUUCUGAAAUGUCAUGAGGAUUGAGCAAACAAUUCUCAAAUUGUUUUAGAGUCUAUCAUUCAGCUUAAAUUGUGAAUUUACCAUUUGUGUAUGUAGAAAAUGAUGUUCUUUUGUACAUUUUCUCUAAAGUAAAGAGGUGACCAACAAAAA